AUGGCCAACGACGAUUUGGAGCACGGCCUCUUCGAGGACUCCGAGGAGUCGUCCGUGGAAGAUAACACCGCCCCGUAUCUGACUACCGUCGAGGACCCGCCCACUCAGGAGUUCGCAGCGCCCGCGGCCGAGGCCGUUGCCGCGCUGGAGGUUAAACCGGAGCCGGUCACUCGCAAGGUGAUUAACAAGACGAUCCCGUCUUCCGCCUACCCCGUGCGAGACCACCAUCUGGUAAUCUGCAAAUUCCCUCUCGCCGUCUCGAUGUCCGCGUCCCCGUUCACGGAGAUGGAGGAGCGCCAGAGGCUGCGCCAGAACCCGAAGCUGCUGGAGGAGCCGCAAAGCAGCGAAAACGCCGCGAUGAUGCGCUGGCGCUUCGGGCAGGCUCCCGAGGGCGACUCCGAGCCUUUUGGCGUCCUUGAGACCAACACCCACUUCGUGGAGUGGGACGACGGCACGUUCACCCUGUUUGUGGGCAAGACCCCCUUCAACGUCGACUACCGCAGCGAGACCGUGUUCUUGUUGGAGGACUCGCGGCCCGACCUGAAGCCGGUGCACGCGGUGAUCACCGACCGGCUGCAGAUGAAGUUCUCCAACAUCCUGAAGAACAAGUUCACGCGCUCCAAGGACGUGGGUGCCAAGCGCCAGCGCAUGACGCUGACCUCCAUCGCCGAUGCCGUCUCUUCCAAGAUAUCGCUUCAGCGACAUCGCAUAAUGGUCAGGGAGAACGAGCGUUUCCGCCGCAUCCAGCAGUCGACCACCUACGGACCGCGCGGUCUGACUCGCCAAUUUUUGGAGAGCGACAGCGACUCGCAGUGA
Babesia bigemina is the source of this 816-nucleotide messenger RNA. RefSeq lists its product as hypothetical. Gene Ontology annotation, biological process: transcription elongation by RNA polymerase II. The transcript has a single exon. Gene Ontology annotation, cellular component: Cdc73/Paf1 complex. NCBI's taxonomy places the organism in Eukaryota, Apicomplexa, Aconoidasida, Piroplasmida, Babesiidae. Bases 1 to 816 code for a protein of 271 amino acids. The record is from RefSeq and is a predicted model, not a curated record.